This is a messenger RNA of Micromonas commoda, 2256 nucleotides long. RefSeq lists its product with no specific name. The transcript has 2 exons. Bases 1 to 2256 code for a protein of 751 amino acids. Lineage: Eukaryota; Viridiplantae; Chlorophyta; Mamiellophyceae; Mamiellales; Mamiellaceae. The record is from RefSeq and is a predicted model, not a curated record.
AUGGCCCGCGGACCGCUCGCGAGCCUCAGCGAGAACGUGACGACGGUACCCGAUGGCGAGGAGGCGUCGACGUCUUCAUCAACCGAUAGCAUGUCUAAGCUUAGGGAAUACAGAUCGGCAGCGCGAGCGUCCAGGUGGGAGGCUCCGCCGGCUUGCGAGGCACCGCUUCCAGCAUCCCACCAGUUCCAGUCCGUUUUCCAGCCGCGGGGGGCUUCGCUCCUGAUGAGGGACGACGUGGUUGACGGGGGUAUCGUUGAGAAUGAAGACAAAGAGAAUGAUCCAUCCUCGUCGGAUACGACCACGAUGCGUCGCCCGCCGCCAUUCACGGUCCCCUCCGGUCCACCGCCGCCUCUCGCGGCGCUGCCUUCCCACCAACCGGCGUCCACGUCGAGCGCGAUGGUUCCGGUGGGUGACGUGAGCGACAUCGUCAGCGCGGCCAUCGCGGGAGAUCAUCCGCGGCCAAGCGCGGCAAUCAAAGGCGCCGCGGCUGCCGCGAUGGCAUCAAUCGCGGACGUCGUGCGUAGGGCUGUGACGGAUGCAAGAAGGGAGGGUGCAUCCAUCGGUGCCUCCGAGACGCGUCUCGCGCUCCAGAGGUCUACGGCAAAGGCUCAGGAGAGCGCGGCGGCGGCGGUCAGGGCGGCGGAGGAGUCUCAACGCGUCGCCGAAGAGAAGGCGCGAGCGGCCGAGGAGCGCAGAAAAGUUCUCGAAAUCGAGUCCAACACCAAGUCUAAGCAGUUGUCCAAGCAGCUCGAAGAGAAGCAGGGAGAUCUCGGGGACAAGGUGAGGACAUUUCGCGCGAGAGCAGAUGCCGCGACAAACGAGGCGACCGCGCUCAGAGCUGAGCUGAAACGAGAAAAAGAGAAGAACGAGGCGAUUAAAAACGCCGCAGAGAAGAACGAUGCAACCGAGGCUCGGCUCAAAGCGCUGACUGUCGAGGCGAAGAGAGCGAAGGAGGAGGCAAAGAAGCUAAAGACUGAGAUGGACUCGAGGGUGGAAUUUGAGACCAAACAGGUGCAAAGAGAGCUCGCGAACGAGCGCGCCAGGUCCGCGAAAGAGCUCGCGUGGUUUCAGUCGGAGAUGAGGGAGAUGUCUGCGGCGUGCGAUGCCGCGGUGGCUGCGGCGAGGGAGGAAGCAUUCCUAGCCGCAAGAACGGCGGCGGAGGAGACGGCGCGGCUUCGUGCCGAGUUCGCAGAGUGUCGAGAGCUCGUCUCACGCGCGUCUUCCGCGGUGUCGGCGAGGCACAGAAAGUCGCUGAUGACAGUGAUGAAGAAAGAGUCGUGGACGAGAGAUGAAAUGGAACAGCUCAGGAACGAGCUCGAGCAGGAGCGGCAGGCGAGGCUCAAGUUGAAGGCUGCGCAAUUUGAGAAAACAAGUGAACUCGCGGAGGCCCUCAAGACUGUCGAGAAGCUCAAGGCGGAACGUGACGAGGCGGACAGGGCAAAGGUGGCAGCUGAAGCAAAAGCAUCGCUCGUGGACGACGCGUUCAGGUCGCGCGAUGACGCCAUGUCCAUGGCAACGAGCGCGAGGCUGGAGAUGGACGCUGCCACCGCGGCGGCAAAGUCUGCCGCGCAGGAGGUUGAAGCCGCGUGGGCAGCGGCGGCAACUGCAGAGGCCGAGAUGGCAGAAGAGCACAAGAGGGUGCUUGGCGAGGAGAGCGCGAAAGUUUAUCGAGUGGUGCGCAACGAUCUCAGGGCGUUGCGCAGAAGGUAUUUUGUGCGAAUGGGCAAGGACACAUCUGGCGCGGAGAUUGAUGUGGAGGACUGCGACGAGGACAACGACGGCGUCGACAUGGGCCGAGCGCGGAAGAGGCUUGGCAUCGAGGGGUUGGUGUCAGCGAUGAUGGAUUUCAAGCGAAGGGGCGAGGUUGACGCUGAUGCGUUCGGUGACAUGGGUCUUCGUAAAGAAUUGCGCCGGAUGGAGGAGUGUCUGCUUCUUGCGCUCACCGGUGACUUGGAAAAUGGCGCGAACGAGGAGAUCGAGGAGAUUCAAGCCAAAGAGGCGCCUCAGGUAUGCGAAUCACCGGAUGUGGUUAAAAGUAAGCGGUCUUCUCGGUCCGCAAUCGCGGAUUUCAAGGCUGAUCGCAAGGCAGCGCGCGAACGUGGGGGCGGGGUAAGGAAAAUCUCAUCCAUGCACGAGCGGGAACGUGAAGAUGAGAAGGUUUCCGAAGAUAAGGGACGCACGGGCUGCAUGCGCGAACUCACAUCGAGCGACGAGGAUGUCCUCGGGCUGCUCGCGGGGGUCACGCUCGGGAGAUGA